Molecule: messenger RNA, 1059 nt
Organism: Westerdykella ornata
Lineage: Eukaryota; Fungi; Ascomycota; Dothideomycetes; Pleosporales; Sporormiaceae
Exons: 2
Coding region: 184-1059 (291 amino acids)
Source: RefSeq, a predicted model, not a curated record
CACAUGCCCUGACUUCUCCCUUACAACGAUGCAUCCUCUGGCUAGUACAACACCCUUUCCGAAGUAGAUUUACGGGAGCGAUAGACUUACAGCUGCCAAUUGUUCGUCUCUACAUGGUUCAUUUCAUUUACACCUUAUCCCUGGAUCUUGGAUGCGGGAUCUUCUUAAUACCCUACGAGCGAGAUGUCCCACGCUAUCAAUCCGACCGGCCCUUGGGCAACCCCUCUGAAUUGGGAUGUCGAAACAAGCCUCGACGGAGAGCUCCGUAUUCGGUUUCCGGAUUAUGUGCGAUCCGGAGAGAAGUCGCAAGCCGAAUUCCCACAGUUCUCCAAGCUGCCAAUCGAGAUACAGUAUCGGAUGAUCUCCUUUUGUGACACUCCCAGUCUCUUCCAACUCAUGCACGUAUCUUCCGCUAUCCGCAAAGAGGCCAAGAGAUACUUCUGGAGCAAUCCCGUUGCAUGGUUCCGCGUUUGGGGUAUAUUUCUCGAUGCAGCAGAGCUACUGGGUCGUACUAUGGAUGACGUAGGCUUCCUUGCACACAUACAGCAGAUCGAGAUCACAGUGGAAGACGUACUAUGGUAUAAUGAAUUGGAGGACCUCACGCGAGGGGAUGGUUCUCUCAUCGACCCGGCAGCGACAUACCCAGUCAGGGAGAAACUAGGCAAUCUCUGGCGAACAUUGCGCGUUUGCGGCGCCCAGUUUGACCGUCCCGGGCAAUGGACAAUGCAUGCGCUGAACUCCGACCAUGACAAAGACGCAGUCCCGCCCGAACCUUUUCGACCCGCUUUUGCCCGACACAAGCGGACGAUGGAUCUCCUGGUGAGAUUCGAAACUUCUCGGUAUCAGAUAGUCGAAAGCUGGGGCGAGGAAGGGAGUGCGAAACGGCAUGAAGCCGAGAAAGCCUUUCUUGACCAACUCGAUCACGACCCAUUGUAUAGUCUCGGAAAACCAGCUCAAUAUACCAAGACCUGGGACGAGCUCAAGAAAGUGAUAAGGGAAAGAGGCGGCACACGAUUUGGGAUUCCAAUGGCGCCUACUUUCUGGGACUUCUGGGACUAA